Lodderomyces margitis is the source of this 1740-nucleotide messenger RNA. RefSeq names its product Amn1p (gene AMN1). The record is from RefSeq and is a predicted model, not a curated record. The coding region runs from base 1 to 1740 and encodes 579 amino acids. NCBI's taxonomy places the organism in Eukaryota, Fungi, Ascomycota, Pichiomycetes, Serinales, Debaryomycetaceae. Gene Ontology annotation, biological process: SCF-dependent proteasomal ubiquitin-dependent protein catabolic process. Gene Ontology annotation, molecular function: protein binding. The transcript has a single exon. Gene Ontology annotation, cellular component: SCF ubiquitin ligase complex.
AUGAGUUAUAAUCCGACCGAACCAUUACCUUAUGAUUCAUCGAGAAAUUGUCCCAUUUACAAUCCAUUUUCAUCAUCUUCCUACUCCAACGAAGAAGUAGAAGAAGAAGCUGUUGGAGAAAGUACACCAUUGAAGAAAGCUAGGAGGGUCGUAUCGUCAAAUUCGUUAUCGGCGUUUCUACAAAGAUCAAGAAAAGGUAGAAGGAAUGUGAGUACAAGUGGAAAUAGCAGAAGGUCAAGUCAAUGGUUGACUGGUGAUGAAAUAUACAACUCCUCCUACUCAUCUCCAUCGUCUUCUGAUUUAGAAAGUUUACCUGAUUUGACUGACGACGAUGUUGAUACUCCAGAAACAACACCAGUGAAACCAGGUCAUAAAUUUACAUUCUUAGAUACAAUCUCACCAGGAAAGAAACUUGUUUUCACGGACGAUGCCAUCACCACCACCACUACUGCUAAAAAGCAAGAGACACAUGCAUUUGAUAGAAAGAAGCAAACCAAAAUUUCCAUAUUUGACAUACCUGAACUUGUCCAUCGUAUUCUUUUAUAUGUUGAAGCACAGAAUGACUGCCAACCACACGAAGUCACUCCAAUCCGAAGAAAGCCGUUGAGUUAUAACCAUGCAUUGUUGAUUUAUGGAGAUAAGCAUCUGGCCCAACAAGCAAUGGCUGCAGAAGAUAAUGGACUAUCACAAAACAAUACCCACACAAGUCCUUUAUUCAAUUGCCUUCUUGUUAAUAAAUUAUUCAAUAAAAUUGCACGAGAGUUGCUUGCCACCAAGUUUUACUUUUCCAAUGAUGUUCAGUUUAGUAAAUAUGUCGAAACCACCACCACCCCAAGCACAUCUACAUUUCAAUUCCAACCACAGCUGUUUAGUCUCCAUAAACUAUUUCACACAAACCAACUUUUAUUCAACCAAGCAAUAAUCAACGUAAAUUUCCUUCAUCUCACUUCGUUUGAGUUGUUUAUGUGCCCCAAGAUAUAUCCAUCAUGGGAAAUAUUCCAAUCAUGCGGAUCAAAACUACAAUCUUUAAUAAUUACCGGAUCCAAAACGAUUGAUGACAAGUUCUGUUAUAUGGUGAGCCACUUUUGUCAUAAUUUAACCCAUUUGGACCUCCGUGCGUGUGAAUUAAUCACUGAUUCUGGAUUAUACCACAUUUUCAAAGCCAACUCCAACUUACAAUCGGUCAACAUUGGUCGCAAAAACAAAGGAUAUUUAAUCACUGAUGCUUCGAUUGCCGUUCUAGUUAGAAAUAAUUGCCAUUUACAUACAUUGGGACUUGCUGGUACAUAUAUUUCUGAUAUUAUGUUGUGGCAUAUUGGCCAAUUAAAGAAACUAGAGCGAUUAUCAUUAAAUAAUUGCCCCCGAUUGACCAAUUCUGGAGUUGCCAAUGUGUUGAAUCAUACCCGAUUUUUUCCUCAUUUGACGGUGUUGGAAUUGAGAUUUAAUUUACAAUUGACCGACUUGACUAGUUUAAUUCAUUUCAAAAAUAGAAAGAAUUAUCAAUACUAUCAUCAUCAUAAAGGAGUUGAUGAGCGUGCAGAUGGUAACAGUGAGUUGUUACUAGUUGAACUAUGUGAGACUCUCAUGUAUAGAAUGAGACGCCAAGAGUUGGAUUUAGAUAAAUUAAUCUCCAGCAAGAUCAUGAAUGAUAUUUUGUAUUGGAUUAACGAUCGAUGGGAAAGUGAUGGUGAUUUGCCAUACAUGGAAUUGUUAAAUAGCAGAAAGAGAAAGCGCCAAUAG